This is a messenger RNA of Lepus europaeus (European hare), 1323 nucleotides long. It is a transcript of the gene ACP7, whose product is annotated as acid phosphatase 7, tartrate resistant (putative). The transcript has 12 exons. Gene Ontology annotation, molecular function: acid phosphatase activity; metal ion binding. NCBI's taxonomy places the organism in Eukaryota, Metazoa, Chordata, Mammalia, Lagomorpha, Leporidae. The record is from RefSeq and is a predicted model, not a curated record. The coding region runs from base 1 to 1323 and encodes 440 amino acids.
AUGCAGCCCCUUCCUGGCCGGCCCGGCUGCUGGCCCUGCUUCUGUCUGCUUCUCCUGGCCUCCCUGGGCACCCGCGGGGCUCUACAGUACCCCAGAGCUGCCCCCGAGCAAGUCCACCUGUCCUACUUAGGUGAGCCGGGCUCCAUGACUGUCACCUGGACCACCUGGGUCCCUGCUGGCUCCGAAGUGCAGUUUGGGAUGCACGUGUCAGAUCCCCUGCCCUUCCGGGCCCUGGGCACGGCCAGCGCCUUCGUGGACGGAGGCGCCCUGCGGCGGAAGCUCUACAUCCACCGUGUCACGCUGCGGGCGCUGCGGCCCGGCGUCCAGUACGUCUACCGCUGUGGCAGUGCCCAGGGCUGGAGCCGUCGGUUCCGCUUCAGGGCCCUGAAGAACGGACCCCACUGGAGCCCCCGGCUGGCCAUAUUCGGGGACCUGGGCGCCGACAACCCCAAGGCCCUGCCGCGCCUGCGCAGGGACACCCAGCGGGGCCUGUUCGAUGCCGUCCUGCACGUGGGAGACUUUGCCUACAACAUGGAUGAAGACAACGCCCGCGUCGGGGACAGGUUCAUGCGGCUCAUUGAGCCCGUGGCCGCCAGCCUGCCCUACAUGACGUGUCCUGGCAAUCAUGAGGAGCGCUACAACUUCUCUAACUACAAGGCUCGCUUCAGCAUGCCGGGGGACACGGAAGGCCUGUGGUACAGCUGGGACCUGGGUCCCGCCCACAUCGUGUCUUUCUCCACCGAGGUGUAUUUCUUUCGGCAUUAUGGCCACCACCUGAUGGAGAGGCAGUUCCGCUGGCUGGAGAGCGACCUCCAGAGAGCCAACACCCAGCGGGCCACCCGGCCCUGGAUCAUCACCAUGGGCCACCGGCCCAUGUACUGUUCCAAUGCUGAUUUGGACGACUGCACCAGGCACGAGAGCAAGGUCCGUAGAGGCCACCAUGGCAAGUACGGCCUGGAAGAUCUUUUCCACAAGCAUGGGGUGGACCUGCAGCUGUGGGCUCAUGAGCACUCCUACGAGCGGCUCUGGCCGAUUUACAACUACCAGGUGUUAAACGGCAGCCGAGAGGCGCCCUACACCAACCCUCGAGGCCCUGUCCACAUUAUCACAGGAUCCGCGGGCUGCGAGGAGCGCCUCACCCCGUUCAUCAUCCACCCCCGGCCCUGGAGCGCCGUGCGCAUGAAGGAAUAUGGGUACACGCGGCUGCACAUCCUCAACGGGACCCACGUCCGCCUUCAGCAGGUGUCUGAUGACCAGGACGGCAAGAUCGUGGACGACGUGUGGAUAGUGAGGCCGCUGCUCGGCCGCAGGAUGUACCUCUAG